Molecule: messenger RNA, 3347 nt
Organism: Zonotrichia leucophrys gambelii
Lineage: Eukaryota; Metazoa; Chordata; Aves; Passeriformes; Passerellidae
Gene: PLEKHN1
Product: pleckstrin homology domain containing N1
Exons: 15
Coding region: 52-1962 (636 amino acids)
Biological process (GO): response to hypoxia; positive regulation of apoptotic process; 3'-UTR-mediated mRNA destabilization
Cellular component (GO): mitochondrial membrane; cytoskeleton
Molecular function (GO): phosphatidic acid binding; phosphatidylserine binding; phosphatidylinositol phosphate binding
Source: RefSeq, a predicted model, not a curated record
UCCCACACUGAUCUCACACCGAUCCCGCACCGAUCCCGCACCGCUCCCGACAUGGGGAACAUCGCCUGUGUCCCGCAGGCUCCCGGCGGCUUCAGGAGCUCCUUCCGAAGGAAGCCCUCGCUGAAAAAGGAACAAAAUGGCAAGAAAAAGCUGCCCAGCUUCUUUGGGCUCGAUGGAGGCCAGGAGCGAGACACGAGCACGGACAAAAUCCUGCAGUACAUCCCAGCCAAGAUCCUCCAGAAGCAGGAGAACCAGAAGGAGAACCUGGACCAGAGGCUCCCCAGCCUGUUCAAGAGGGGCCGGAGGAAAGUGGUUGUCAGGGAUUUGGGCAAAAUGAUUUAUUACUCCAAGGUCAAGCUGAAGUUCCAGCACUGCCAGGAGGUCCACAGCUGUUUUCUGGAGCUGUUCCAGUCCCACCUGUACUUCCAGUCCUCGGGUCCCAACGGCCUCACCUACCAGGAGCUGCUGCCACUAAAGGAGCUGCAGGUGCAGGAGCUGGGGGCUGAGCAGAGCCCGGGGCAGCAGGACCACGCUCUGCUCAUCUCAGGGCCCCUGCUGAACCCCCUGGUGGUGUUCUGCCAGUCCAAGGCCGAGCUGAAGCAGUGGCUGUACCACCUGGAGAAGCAGAUCCAGCUCUGUGGAGGGAGCCUGGCCCUGCCCCUGCUGUCCCAGGGCCCCGGGGACAAGGAGGAGCUGCGCUGGUCCGUGCAGAACCUGCCCGUGCAGGACUGGAGGGGAACCCAGCGGGAAUCCCUGGGAGAAAUCCUCUGCCUGUCCAAGGUGAAGCUGCAGCACCUGCCCUUCCAGGAGCAGCACGAGCGGCUGCUGGUGCUGUACCCGUCCACGCUGGUGAUCGUGUCCGAGGAGCCCGGCGGCCUGUGCUUCAAGGGAGAGCUGCCCCUCAACGCCAUCCAGGUGCUGUUUGAGGAGAACGACAAAAGCUCCUUCCUGAUCGAAGGCCGACUGAUAAACUCCAUCCGGGUGACCUGUGCCAGCUACCAGGACUACCAGGAGUGGCUCUACUGCCUGAACACCGCCCAGUUCCGAAACGCCGACUCCUCCCUCUCGGGCUCCGAGAGCUUCUCGGUGGGCUCAAGGCUGCCCCAGCCCAGCCAGUUCCCCAGCAGUGUGAGGGGAUCCCUGAGCUCCGAUGGCCAGAGCAGCUCCUGGGCGUCCGGGGGCAGAGUGACCGCGCUGACCACGCUGACCCAGAGCAGCGGCUCCCUGCCCGACGCCCCCUCCUUCCCGCUGAGCCCCGAGGGACGCCUGCUCCAGGAGCCCCUGUCCCCCGGCUACUCCCAGCCUCUGCACAGCCUGGCCGUGCCCAGCUGGCCCAGCCCAGCGCUGCCCAGGCAGGGGCUGCGCAGGGGGAGCAGCGCCAGGACCCGCCGGGGCAGGGGCAGCGGGCACGGGGUGCCCAGCCAGCAGCAGGAGCACGAGAGGAGCCUCUGCGGCCUCAUCCCCAAACAGCCCCGGGCAGAGAUGCUGUCCCCCGUGUACCAGGAGCCCUACUGUGCACAGGGAGCCCAGCAGCACCCCCUGGCACCGCUGGACGUGGGCACGCUCCUGCAGUGCCAGGGGCAGGCAGGAGCAGCCCAGGGCACAGUGCCCGGUGCCCAGCAGCUGUCCCUGGAGCAGUGGCACUGCCAGCCCCUGCCAGGGCCCUGCAGAGAGGUGCCCACCUACAGCACCCCGGGCACCUCACGGCGGCUGCAGCUGCGGGCACCUGCCCAGGGCUCCCACCUGGGGCAGAUGUGCUCCCUGCCACAGGAACAGCCGGGCCCUGAGCUGCAUCCCCCAGACGGCCCCUAUGACCUGGCAGACGCCGCCUGCUCCUGCCGGGACUCCUCGUCGUUCCACGACUACGCGGAGCUGCAGAGCUUCCAGAGCGACCGCAGCUACGACAACCUGUGGGAGGCGGAGGAGGCGCAGCCGGGCGGCCCGCACGUGUUCCAGGUGUGAGGCUGCUGCAGGGGCAGCAGAGCCCCGAGCUCUGCCCCGCUCCUGCCACCGCAGGGCUCAUUGUCUGCCCCACAGCCCAGCGUGGGGCCCGGCAGAGCAGUGCCGGGCUCUGUGGGGCUGCACGAGCAGCUGUGCCCAGGAGGGUGCUCCAAAAAUCCAGCUGUGCCCAGCAGGGUGCUCCAAAAAUCCAGCUGUGCCCAGCAGGGUGCUCAGAGAAACCAGCUGUGCCAGCUGUGCCCAGCAGGCUGCUCACAAAAACCAGCUGUGCCCAAGAAAACCGGCUGUGUCCAGGAGGAUGCUCAAACAAACCAGCUGUGCCCAGCAGUCUGCUCCAAAAAACCAGCUGUGCCCAGCAGGCUGCUCACAAAAACCAGCUGUGCCCAGCGGGCUGCUCCAAAAAAACAACUGUGCCCAGCAGGCUGCUCACAAAAAUCCAGCUGUGCCCAGCGGGCUGCUCAGAAAAACCAGCUGUGCCCAGCAGGCUGCUCCAAAAAACCAGCUGUGCCCAGAAGGAUGCUCAAAAAAACCAGCUGUGCCCCCUGAAAAUCGCAGAGCACAAAGGGCCAGGCUGCCUCGGGUGGAGGGGACUCGGUUUCCAGAGGGAGAACCCAAAAGGUGCCUGGGUUAUUUGGAUUCCUUCACACCAGGGAUGCCCCGGCACAGCCAGAGCUUGCCCCGGCUCUGCAGGCUGCCAGGCUGCCCAGGGCAUUGCCCAUCCUGGCACCUCGCACCUCACCUUGUCCUCCUGCGAGGGCAGAGGCAGCAGACACGAGAUGGAGGGGAAAAAACCCCAAAACCCCAAAAUUCCAACGCGGUCUGAGCACAGCGGGGUUUGCUUUCCACCUCCCCACCUGGUGCCAGUGAAAUGCCAGGUGGUCUGUGCUCCCUGAGGUCCUCCCUGCAGAGGAAACCCCAAAUCCCCCCAAAUUUGGGGGUCCCUCCUUUCCUCCCUGCCCUGGGCUCACCCCAAAUGCUGUCCAGGCAAGGAGAGGAGAAAAUCCCCCCCAGGAGAAACUGAAAGGCAGUGCCACAUCUGGGGUGUCCCUGAUGCCCCAGGACAGGACACCAACAAGGGACAGAGUCUCAGGGUUGUCAUUUUCCAGCCCCUUUUGGGAGGUCAGCAGCGAACCCAAAUGUUUUCACCCGAGGCUCUGAAUUCUCAACCUUUGUUCCCUGCAGAGGCUGCAGCUCAAACACAGCAGCAAAACCUCUGCCUUGGUUCUUUCCACAACCAUUUGUACUUCAAUAUCUCUGGUUGUUUUUGGGGGUUUUUUGGGAGGUUCCCGACAAAGUUUACAUGUAAAGGCUGAGUGGGUUCUUGUAUUUAAAUGUAAAUGUUGGUGGUUGAAGAGCUGUUGAAUUUUCCAGCUGUGGCUGGUGCUCAG